GGCCGCGGGCGGCGAACACCUCGGAGUCGUCCGACACCGAGGGUAAGGGCAUGCAUCUAGUGGUGAUACUAAGGUGUCUCCAUUGCUCCCCACCAGGCCAGGCUUUUGGAACUUUUCUCGAAAAUUUCUUCCUCUUCUCCCUCUCUUUUCCUUUUCCCUUGGUUCAGCUACUCUAUCGGGCCUGUCUUGAGAUAUCGAUUGCGUAAAAAUGGCCCAGAACCACGAGGACACGGCCGCAGAGCUCCAUGAGACGUUGGGUGAGCGCUUGCCCAACAAGGAGACGACUGAUCUCGCGGGAGGCUACAUCACGCCAGCCGACCCCGAGAAGAAGUUCUCAAGCACCGCCGACUCAGAAUCGGGACCUACGCCUGAUGGUGCUGAGCCCAAUGAGUUUGAGAAGGGAUCCCUGCGUCGUGUUGGAGAGAACCUCCCCGCUUCAGCCUUCCUCAUUGCUGUUGUCGAGCUCACGGAGCGAUUCACCUACUAUGGUGCCCAGGGUCUCUUCCAAAACUACAUCAACAAUGACCCCAAUGGAGCCGACGGCCCUAAGGGUCUUGGAAUGGGUCACCAGGCCGCAACUGGUCUGAACUUGUUCUUCCAAUGGUUCUGCUAUGUGACUCCAAUCCUUGGUGCCAUCAUUGCCGACCAGUACUUGGGCAAGUACAAGACCAUCUUGGUCUUCUGUGCCUUCUACUGGGUUGGUCUUGUCAUCCUUUGGACGACCUCCCUGCCAGCAGCCAUGGCCAAUGGCGCUGGCAUCCCCGGUUACAUUGUUGCCAUUAUUGUUAUUGGUCUCGGAACGGGAGGUAUCAAGAGUAACAUCGCUCCCUUGAUCGCCGAUCAGUACCAGCGUCGCGUUAUGGCUAUCAAGACCGAGUCAAACGGCGAGAGAGUCAUCAUCGAUCCUGCCAUCACAUACCAGCGCAUCUACAUGAUCUUUUAUUGGUGCAUCAACCUGGGUUCUCUGUCUCUCAUGGCAACUCCCUUCAUGGAGAAGUACAAGGGUUUCUGGACCGCCUACCUGAUGUGUUUCUGCGUCUUCAACAUUGGUAUCGCAACAUUGGUGCUUCGUCGCAAGACUUUCGUCAACCGCCCGCCGCAGGGAUCCGUCAUUACCGAUGCGUUCAAGGCCCUUGGCAUGAUGAUUGCAGCCCGCAACAUGGAUGCCGCUAAGCCCUCUUGGCGUGCGGAGCACGGCAAGGAGAAGCCUGUCCCCUGGAACGACCACUUCGUCGAGGAGCUCAAGCGUGCUCUGAGAGCCUGCAAGGUCUUUGUCUUCUACCCCAUCUUCUGGGUUUGUUAUGGCCAGUUCUCGACCAACUUCGUCACCCAAGCUGGACAGAUGGAGGGACACGGCAUGCCGAACGAUUUCAUGCAAAACUUCGACCCCAUCUCGAUUCUCAUCUUCACCCCGAUCCUCGAGAAGCUUGUCUACCCACUCCUCCGCAAGGCCGGCAUCGAGCUCAAGCCCAUCAUGCGUAUCACCAUUGGUUUCUGGCUCGGCGCCAUCUGCCUGGCCUACGCAGCCAUCGUGCAGCACCUUAUUUACAGCGCCGGCCCCUGCUACGAGGCUCCCGGCGAGUGCCCCGAAGGAAUGAGCGGAGGCUCAUCGCUCCCCAACCACGUCCACAUCGCCGUUCAGACGCCUGCCUACAUCUUCAUCGGAUUGUCCGAGAUUUUCAUCUCCGUUACCGGCCUGGAGUACGCUUACACCAAGGCCCCGCCUAACAUGAAGUCCUUUGUCCAGAGUAUCUACCUCUUCACCAACGCUUUCGGCUCUGCUAUCUCCGAGGCCUUGGUGUCCGUCGCAGUCGACCCCAAGUUCUUGUGGAUGUACACCGGUGUUGCAUGCUCAUCUGCUGUUGUGGGAUGCAUCUUCUACUUCACCUUCCGCCACUACGAUGCUGAGGAGGACAAGAUGUAUGAGUUGGACCGCGAUCAGCCGGUUCUGAACAACCAGGGAGUCAAGGAAGCCGAACAUGACGAUUAAUUUCUAUAUGCAAAGAAGAAGGGGCGACAACUGUUACACGCGUGAUGUUGUCGCUCUUUCAGCCGUGAGAGAUGGUCAUGUGGAAUGCUCAUGUAUUGAUAUUAUGAAAAGUCAAGAUGUAUGAUGAUGGGUGAGCAUGGUUUGAGCAACCAUGAACAGUAUAUAAGCUUAAUAGAAUACCCCAAU
Colletotrichum scovillei is the source of this 2176-nucleotide messenger RNA. RefSeq names its product POT family protein. NCBI's taxonomy places the organism in Eukaryota, Fungi, Ascomycota, Sordariomycetes, Glomerellales, Glomerellaceae. Gene Ontology annotation, biological process: transmembrane transport; oligopeptide transport. Gene Ontology annotation, cellular component: fungal-type vacuole; plasma membrane. The transcript is spliced from 4 exons. The record is from RefSeq and is a predicted model, not a curated record. Bases 209 to 1990 code for a protein of 593 amino acids. Gene Ontology annotation, molecular function: tripeptide transmembrane transporter activity; dipeptide transmembrane transporter activity.